Messenger RNA from Histoplasma mississippiense, 1968 nucleotides. RefSeq lists its product with no specific name. The record is from RefSeq and is a predicted model, not a curated record. The transcript has 5 exons. Gene Ontology annotation, biological process: protein phosphorylation. Lineage: Eukaryota; Fungi; Ascomycota; Eurotiomycetes; Onygenales; Ajellomycetaceae. The coding region runs from base 1 to 1968 and encodes 655 amino acids. Gene Ontology annotation, molecular function: protein kinase activity; ATP binding.
AUGGCCAUCUCGAUAUUCGACAGACCUGGGUCUCCGACUCAACAUUGCAUUCCCAUGCCUAACCUUCAGAAGACUCCCCCGUCCAAGAGGAGCGUGUGGCAUCGAUUGGGGUUUCCAUGGCUUGGAAAGAACAACCGCCGUUCGCCCUCCCGGGGAUCUCAAAGUUUUCGUGAUCCCACAUCUUACAAUGAGAGGAGCGAUGCUAGUAGUCAAAGCGCGAACUACAACAGUAAUAAUCUUCCCCGACUAGUAUCGAGCGGAGUUGAAGUGGGUCUGCCCCGCAAUACAACCUUCAAGCGACAGAAUUCUGAACAGCGAGACCGCCUUUACCCCACUGAAACAGGCUGUCGUCGAACGCUUUCCGUGGACCGACGGCGACCCAGCAGUUUCCAUCGAACUCGAUCAUCACCACCGGUUUCUACCGCACGAUUGUCAGCGCCAGAGGAGGCAGAAGACAUGUUGGAGAAGGAGAUGGACAAGAAAUGGAUAUUGAAUCUGAGCAUGCACUUUCGAGAUCGUUCUGAACGAGAAAAGUUUUUCGUCACAUACGCAGAAACCCCAAAUAAAUGGCUGAGAGUUACCGUGUCCUGCGAUUAUAGAAAUGCCGAACCAGAUUCUCUGGAACGGGAUCUCAAAAAAUUGUACUACCAACGGGAUAAAAAUGCUCGGAUAUACGAAUCGAUCCGCGACUCUCUACCUGAAAUCCAGUUCUAUGACACUGUGACAAAUCUUAGGUUAGAAACCAGGGAAGGUCGGCUUCAUGUUCACGUCACAGAGGAUAUGAAUGAGAUCAUUCCUUAUCCGCCAAUAUCUGCUGUUGAAUAUCUAGGAUUGGAUAUGGUCCGCGAGAGCGAUCUUUCAUUUGUUGCCCAUCUAUCUGGUUUUGCUUAUCAAGUGAAGCUAAAUGGGAAGGACUAUGUAAAGAAAGAAAUUCCAGGGCCGGAUAUGGUCAAUGAGUUCCUUUAUGAGAUUAACGCGCUAUAUGCCUUAAUCGGUUCCCAGAGCGUCAUCCAACUAAAAGCUAUCGUUGUGGAUGAUGAUAUGUUGACUACCAAAGGCCUUUUAAUAAACUUCGCGGAAAAGGGAUCAUUGAUCGAGUUGAUCUACGACUAUAAAGGAACUAUUGAAUGGUCUAGGCGAGCGCACUGGGCACGACAAAUUAUCGAAGGCCUUGCCGAAAUUCACGAAGCUGGUUUUGUACAAGGAGAUCUCACCGUAUCAAAUAUUGUUGUUGACGCUAGUGACGACGCAAAAAUAAUUGAUAUCAAUCGCAGGGGCUGUCCGGUGGGGUGGGAGGCCCCAGAAUUCACGAAGCUAUUACAAAGCAAGCAAAAGAUAUCAAUUGGACCAAAAUCGGUACCGGACUCGGAAGACGUAACUUUUUACGAACCAUGUGUCGAUAUCGGACCCCAACGCCUUUCCUGUGACUUCCCAGAGGUGAAUGCACAAUUUGCAGAAUUUGAAAUCGAAGAGAACACCCUGGAUUUUCCUACCAAGGAGGUUGAUAUCGAACUAGGAAAUCCCUCGAGGGCUGGUCUGUGUUCAGCAAUUUAUAGCACUCUGGCGUUUGAGAGUUCUCUGGAUGAAAUUUACACCGGUGUCGGACAGCAUCUCUCGUGCGGUAUUGAGUAUAAUCUAAUGAUGCUUGAUGACAGGCAGCAGGAUACCCAAAGUGAGCGUUGUGAAAGCUUGCACUUAUCGAUAUUGCCGAUUAACCCUGCUCUAAAAGACCUCUCUGAUCCCGGACAGCGGGAUGACGUGCGUUUUGAGUCAAAGGAGCUGUCAAUAAAACCCACUGGCAAAUACGUUUCUGAAUCGGGGAGGCAAGAUGAUCUUCUCUUUUCGUCAAAGCUACCAAUUAACCCGGCUUUCAAGGCCUUACAUUUUGAACUAAAACAACAGGAUGUCCAUUUAUUUCGUUCCAAAGCCAUUCAGGAUGCCAUUAAGUUGUGCAACUGGCCACUCUGA